AUGGCUGGGGGUUCUGCCAACGCCCCGGCUCGAUUUAGUUCUUCGCCGGAACUGUCUGAUCCCCCUUCUAUGUUAUCAGGACCUGGAUCAACAAACGGAGAAAACAGAGCAAAGAAUGGAGAACUAGAUGAAAUUGUGGUGGACCCUACUACUAUCAGAUAUGAUGGAUCGGGUCAGCCCAUGUUAACCAAAGAUGGAUUACCGAGGAGAAAGCCUGGCCCGAAACCCGGGACGAGGAUCAACAAGCGAAAUAGUACCAAUCCCGAAGAAGGGGAGAAGGUUAAGCGAAUACGGAAGCAAAAGGACCCUAACGCACCGACUGUUUCGAGAAGACGUAAGGGAGUAUCUCUCGAGGGCGAGGCGAGCGAACCAAGAUCUCGCGCUACUAGUGUCAGUGGUGGUGCAAAUACCGGAACUGCGGUAUCACGACAGACCAAGAUCACCGAGAUGGCCACGACUCAGACUCGGUUGGAACCGCUUCCUCAAAGGGAAGUAAAACGUGAUAGUAUGCCCGGAUCCAUGUCCAGCAUUCUGAAUAACGACCCCGAACCCCUACAAUUCCCUCGUCAAUCACAGCAAUCACCACAGCAGCAGCAUCAACAACUGACACGGCCCAGUGCUCCGUCACGGACGAGUGGUACUAACUACGACCCAAUUCGCUCAUCGAAUUAUGACCCCAUACGAGAGACUAUGGUCACACAUACCUAUUCCAACCCGAUGAGCGGAUCUCCUCGUGGACCUACCACCACAAAUGCCAUCAAUCGCGCAAGUGCAUCGCCUUCGAUCGCUAGUCUUGUUGACCCACCUGUACCGAAUAUUAUUUCGCCUGUUCCAUCUCAUACUUCUUUUGUUCAGAGCACACAAUCCCAACCGCCUUCUCAGUCUCAACCGCGCAUUCAUAAGGAAUCCAGCUCGAUGCCGGAGUCUCCUAGUCCUUUCCGCAAAGACUUUAUACCUCCGCCCGCACCAAAGCCGCCCACGACUGAGGCCAAGGAGGGUAAAGAGACCAAAGAGGCUAAGAAGCCUGCGUCAACCCUUGCACAUGCGAUUACCUCCAAAAUUGAGAUUCGUCCGACGUCUAUCACUACGAUUGGUGCGGCCGGUACGAAGAAGACGUCACCCAAAAACCACAGCACCACAUCGUCGUCACCUCGCAUCAAUGCCAUCAAGGAUACGCUCGCCCCCCCUCUCCCAAGCGGGCCUGAGCGUUCCAUCCUGGACUUUGGUAAAGCGGAACCCGGAUGUGAAUUUAAUGCUCCAUCGAUCAUCCUCAAUGUCCCUCUCAACGGGGAAACAAAUAAAUACAUCAACUUCAUGCGAAUGGCCGAGGAUCAGUAUGGUUGGGAAGCCCUUCAUCCGCGCCAGGCUGAACUUAAAGCGCGUAAGGCCCGCAUUGCCGCCGCAUCUGCCGCAUUGGCCCAGAAUGAUUCCAGUCGUGAGGGGGAUGAGAUGUCAGUUGACGAAUCAGAGAAUGAGGACUCGAAUGUCGAAAUGGGCGGCACGAGCGGACCGGACAAGGCCGCCGACGACAAGCCUGCAAAGAAGAAGAGGCAUUUCAAAGAAGACGAGUAUGAUAAGGAUGAUGAUUUUGUUGAUGAUUCGGAAAUGCUCUGGGAGGAGCAAGCGGCGGCCAGUCGGGACGGUUUCUUCGUCUACUCCGGUCCCUUAAUACCGGAGGUGGAGAAGCCUGAAUCUGGACGUGGCGAGGGUCAACCCAAGCGAGGACGUGGAUCACGAGGUGGUCGUGGCGGCACUCGUGCGACAACUACAACCACAGGACGAGGUCGCGGAGGAGGCCCCGGGUCCCGAGGAGGCGCAGUGAGAAAGCCACGAAUGACGAAGGCCGACAAAGCUCAGAUGGACCGCGAAAAGGCGGAACGUGAGGCGGCCUUUCUAAAAUCGACGAACGGCGGAUCAUAUAAUGUUCUGCACCCCGGCAGUCCCCAAUUUGCAGGCUUGUAA
Molecule: messenger RNA, 1962 nt
Organism: Daldinia loculata
Lineage: Eukaryota; Fungi; Ascomycota; Sordariomycetes; Xylariales; Hypoxylaceae
Product: HPC2-domain-containing protein
Exons: 2
Coding region: 1-1962 (653 amino acids)
Source: RefSeq, a predicted model, not a curated record